Aureobasidium pullulans EXF-150 is the source of this 1464-nucleotide messenger RNA. RefSeq lists its product as uncharacterized. Gene Ontology annotation, biological process: protein urmylation; tRNA wobble position uridine thiolation. Bases 1 to 1464 code for a protein of 487 amino acids. Gene Ontology annotation, molecular function: adenylyltransferase activity; thiosulfate-cyanide sulfurtransferase activity; URM1 activating enzyme activity. The record is from RefSeq and is a predicted model, not a curated record. Lineage: Eukaryota; Fungi; Ascomycota; Dothideomycetes; Dothideales; Saccotheciaceae. Gene Ontology annotation, cellular component: cytoplasm; cytosol. The transcript has a single exon.
AUGUUCUCGACAUCGGCCGUCGAUGCCCAGGUCACGGCACUUCGAGAACAAAUCCAGGCCACCGAGGACCAACUCUCCCAGCUUCGAGAACAACUAGCUCACGCCGAAGAAGCCCAACACCGCGCCCAAGAUGCUGGCAAACUCGAGACGGACUGGCAACAAGAGAUUAUGGGAGCCUUGAACAAUCCACAACAUCAGUACUAUCAGCAUCAACCACAACCGCAGCAGAGAUUCUCUCUUAGCAAUGCCGAGUUCAAGCGCUAUGGUCGCCAACUCAUCAUGCCGCAGGUCGGCCUACAAGGUCAACUGCGUUUGAAAGCCGCUCGGGUUUUGAUUGUCGGUGCUGGAGGUCUGGGUUGCCCAGCUGCUGCAUAUCUCGCUGGCGCAGGCGUCGGUACUCUGGGUCUGGUAGAUGGCGACACUGUCGAGGAAUCAAACCUCCACCGUCAAGUCGCUCACUCGACCGAUCGCAUUGGCAUGUUCAAGGUCGAUAGUGCUCUGUCAUAUCUACGGAACUUGAACCCGAAUGUCAACUAUAUUCCUCACCGAGCACAUCUUACCCCCUCCACUGCUCUGGACAUCUUUGACAACUAUGAUUUUGUUCUUGACUGCACAGAUCAUCCGACCUCACGCUACCUUAUCUCAGAUGCCUGUGUAUUGUCAGGAAAGCCUCUAGUGUCAGCAUCUGCUUUGCGGACGGAAGGUCAACUGACAGUGCUCAACAACCCUCCUCGUGCACCCGGUGCAUCAGACGGCGGUCCCUGCUAUCGUUGUGUGUUCCCGCGUCCACCACCUGCCGAGUCGGUCGUCAGCUGCGGCGAGGGCGGCAUUCUUGGACCUGUAGUCGGUGUCAUGGGUAUCUUACAAGCCCUCGAAGCGAUCAAGCUUAUCACUGCUUCUCCAGAAACGGCGACUCCUCCACCGUCGCUGCUCCUGUUCUCUGCCUACAGCAUACCCCAGUUCAGAAAUGUGAAGCUACGCUCGCGGCGUGCUGAUUGUACCACGUGCUCGGCAAAUCACACAGUCACCCCUGCCAGCUUGACUUCGGGCUCAAUGGACUACAUAGCCUUCUGCGGUGUAACGAACCCAGUGGAUGUGCUGCCAUCUUCCUCUCGCAUCAGUGCUAGCGACCUCCUAUCCACUCUCUCCACCACCUCACCACACGACGACGACGCGCCGGUCAUCCUCGACGUCCGUGACCCUACUCAAUUCGAACUUUGCAAUCUACCCAGCAGUAUAAACCUUCCAUGGCAAGGAUUAUCGACCCGUCUUCGCGAAGACCCUCAAGUCAUGGAAGACUUGAAGGAUAGGGAUGUGCUGGUUGUGUGUAAAUUAGGCAAUGACUCUCAAUUAGCCGUUCAAAUGCUGGAAGCAGCAAAUCCAGGCAUCAGAAGUUUGAAGGACGUAAAAGGUGGUUUCCGAGCUUGGAGGAACGAAGUAGAUCCAGAAUGGCCCGAUUACUAG